This is a messenger RNA of Caenorhabditis briggsae, 669 nucleotides long. It is a transcript of the gene Cbr-mrps-7, whose product is annotated as Protein CBR-MRPS-7. NCBI's taxonomy places the organism in Eukaryota, Metazoa, Nematoda, Chromadorea, Rhabditida, Rhabditidae. Gene Ontology annotation, molecular function: mRNA binding; rRNA binding; structural constituent of ribosome. Bases 1 to 669 code for a protein of 222 amino acids. The record is from RefSeq and is a predicted model, not a curated record. The transcript has 5 exons. Gene Ontology annotation, biological process: ribosomal small subunit assembly; translation. Gene Ontology annotation, cellular component: ribosome.
AUGAGCAAAAAACUAGCUAAUUUCGCACAAAAGCGAUGGAUUUCAUGUUCUAGUAAUAGUUUUAACAUGUAUGACCCCCGAGUUUUUCGCGAGCCCGUCUCCAAUGUCCAAGAGCUCCGAAAACCGCUUGACGUCGACGAUGAGCGUAAUUUCCUAUUUCUAAAAGCCAUGAAAAGCGACGCGACGCCGGUUUUCUAUCGGGAUUCAGUUAUCGACAAGCUAAUCCGUGUGUGCACCAAGGACGGCGAAAAAGAAACUUCGCGAAAAAAUGUGCUCAGCGCGCUGGAAAUCAUCAAGCGUCGUCAGUACAAAGCGUGGACGAAAGCCAACGACGAAGAGAAGAAAUCCAUUGAGUUGGACCCUUUUGUGAUUGCUAGAAAGGGAAUUAAGAAUUGCCACCCACUGAUGAAGCUACAAGGCGUGACACGUGGUGGUACCACCUAUCAGGUGCCAUUCCCGAUUGAGGAGCCGGAGGCGGAGUUUAGAGCCAUGAAGAUGAUGCGGGACAUUUGUAGAGUGCGCGCGAAGCAUGGAGAAACGCAUUUCAAAGAUAUUCUCGCCACGGAGCUUCUCGCCGCCAGCCAAAACGAGGGAUCGACGAUUACGGCGAAACAGGAGCUACACAAGACGUGUGAAGCGAACCGAGCCUACGCCCAUUAUCGUGCCUAA